This is a messenger RNA of Aspergillus vadensis CBS 113365, 195 nucleotides long. RefSeq lists its product as uncharacterized. The record is from RefSeq and is a predicted model, not a curated record. The annotation marks the transcript as partial. The transcript has a single exon. NCBI's taxonomy places the organism in Eukaryota, Fungi, Ascomycota, Eurotiomycetes, Eurotiales, Aspergillaceae.
AUUAAUUUUAAAUACUGCUUCAAGCUGUUGCUCAAGCGUAUUCAAAUUAUUGUGGUCAACUUAGUGUUUCCAUCAAUUACGUUGUCGAACAGUACUGUCAGUAUCAGACCCAGGGUGGUUUUCGCCAAUAACAAGAGUAAGAUCUUGAUUUCUGGAGGGAACUAUAAGCAGUUGAAUGAUUUAAGUAUUCAAUAA